AUGUUCGCUAAACUCGCUGCUGCUCUUACCGUCGCCAUCUCCGUCCUCUCGGCCUCUGCCGUUCCUGUCACUAACACUGGCUUGGUCGUUCGUGGUGGAGUCCACUCUUUUGACAACUACGGUGGAAUUAGCUCCUUCAAUGGAUUUGACAACUUCUACGGCUCCGAUAACUUCGAUAACAGCCACUUCAGCGAAAGCUCCAUCUCUGUUAUUAAGGAGAAGGAGGUUGUCUGCCACUCCGAAAGCGUCGAAAUUAUUCAACAGCGUCUACUUGUUCUCCAGGAGAUGGCCAAGCGCAUCAUCUCCGAGCAGAUCUGUGAAGUUGAGACUCAGACCGUCGUCUUCGAACAAUUCCAUGCCAGUUUACAUGGAUUCAGCCGCGACCUCAGGCGCUUCUCUGGCCGCGACGUUGGAUAUGACUCUGACAUCGUCUCGCACUUCAGCAACUUCUACGGAAGCGAUGGUUCGUUGAGCACCGACGACUGGGGCUUCUCUGGAAGCGACCUCGGCCACUCCUACGUUGUCCCCAGUGGCAACAACUGGGACAACAGCCGCUCAUUCGGCUCAGUCGGAAACGCUUACAAGGCUGCCCGCUCUGCUGUCACCACCUUCUAA
Molecule: messenger RNA, 615 nt
Organism: Psilocybe cubensis
Lineage: Eukaryota; Fungi; Basidiomycota; Agaricomycetes; Agaricales; Agrocybaceae
Exons: 3
Coding region: 1-615 (204 amino acids)
Source: RefSeq, a predicted model, not a curated record